AUGCAGGGCAAGCCUCGACUCUCUCGGGCGGCCAAACCUGAGCGCGAAUUUUCGAGAUCGAUUUCGACCCGUACGACAACUCCCAGCGCCAGCCCGCGAGACGACGACAAGAUGGUCCUCGCAAAGAAGCACGUCCCCAUCGUCAAGAAGCGCACCAAGCGUUUCUGGCGCCACCAGUCCGACCGCUUCAAGUGCGUGCCGGAGUCAUGGCGCAAGCCCAAGGGUAUCGACAACCGCGUCCGUAGACGCUUCCGUGGCAACAUCCCCAUGCCCUCCAUCGGCUACGGAUCCAACAAGAAGACCAAGCACAUGAUGCCCUCCGGCCACAAGGCUUUCCUCGUCCACAACCCCAAGGACGUUGAGCUCCUGUUGAUGCACAACCGCACCUACGCCGCUGAGAUCGCCAGCGCCGUCUCCUCCCGCAAGCGCGUCGACAUCAUCGCCAAGGCCAAGGCUCUCGGCGUCAAGGUCACCAACCCCAAGGGCCGCGUCACCACCGAGGCUUAA
Molecule: messenger RNA, 507 nt
Organism: Aspergillus tubingensis
Lineage: Eukaryota; Fungi; Ascomycota; Eurotiomycetes; Eurotiales; Aspergillaceae
Product: 60S ribosomal eL32 domain-containing protein
Exons: 5
Coding region: 1-507 (168 amino acids)
Biological process (GO): translation
Cellular component (GO): cytosolic large ribosomal subunit; ribosome
Molecular function (GO): structural constituent of ribosome
Source: RefSeq, a predicted model, not a curated record